Molecule: messenger RNA, 7035 nt
Organism: Cololabis saira (Pacific saury)
Lineage: Eukaryota; Metazoa; Chordata; Actinopteri; Beloniformes; Belonidae
Product: adhesion G protein-coupled receptor L1-like
Exons: 26
Coding region: 896-6550 (1884 amino acids)
Biological process (GO): cell surface receptor signaling pathway; G protein-coupled receptor signaling pathway
Cellular component (GO): membrane
Molecular function (GO): carbohydrate binding; G protein-coupled receptor activity
Source: RefSeq, a predicted model, not a curated record
GGAGCGGGAAACCUUAUCUUCCUCCCUGUCCAGCUGUUGUCUUUAUAAGCUUGCGUAUUAUAUUUUUCUUGAGUACAUUUAGGAGGUGACUAUUACCUAUUUUAUUUAUGUAUAUAUAUAGCUAUAUAUAUAUAUUGAAAAAGAAGCCUGACAAUUCCCAACAUCCGCCCUGAUGUGCUGCGUCUCAUCACGAUUCGUCAAGGAUAUGCGAAGCGCCUGUUUUCACGUCGACAUUAUUAUUACUAUUAUUUCCCACUAAAAAUCCAAGGAUGUACUUGCUGAACGACGGCGGAGUUGCGGGAUCGACGCCAACAGGCGGCAGCCGGGCUCGGUAGACCUCGACGGAGCAAGCCGACCCGGGGGUUUGUGCAAUAAUAUUUUGCGCCUAAUUAUUAUUUUCGCCAGCUCGUCGUGUUUUUUUUUUUUUUUUUUUUUUUUUUUUGCUCCCUCCAUCCAUCCACCCACCGGAGCUCAAAGGCCUGCAGCCCUGCAUUAUCCCCGGGCAUGCACCCGUGGGAAUGAUGAUACCACCACCGUGACGCACAGCAGCCGCACGGCGCAGCGGGGAGGACAUCCACACCUCGACAGGACUGAGGGAGGAGGCUGUGUGAGGGCCAGCUGAGGACGGGGACGGCCAGCUGUUUUGGGACAUAACGUGCCGAUGUCUGCCAUAUAAGCGCACCCAAGUACCCAUCGAAUAUUUGAUCUCUAAUCUUUUUCAUGCAUCGGACACAGCGGAGUGGGAGACAGGGAGGAGAGUUGAGUGGGUGAGGGCGCGGAGAGACGGAGAUGCGGGAGACGCAGUGAGCUGGGAGGAGGAGGAAGAGGGAAACGGGAGGAUUGACGCUCUCCUAUCACAGCUGGUGGUGUGACGUCCUUACUCUUCCUUCCCAGCAUGGCUGCGUCACUGUGGCUCAUAGGGGUGUGUGUACUCACUCUGGCUCAAGUUGCCCCCUCUGGACAAGCGAUGUCGCGAGCUGCUAUGCCGUUUGGGCUGCUGCGCCGGGAGCUGGCAUGCGAGGGUUACCCCAUAGAGCUGCGCUGCCCAGGAAGUGAUGUGGUUAUGGUGGAGACCGCCAACUAUGGACGCACCGAUGACAAGAUCUGUGACGCAGACCCCUUCCAGAUGGAGAACACCCAGUGUUACCUCCCUGAUGCACUAAAGAUCAUGUCCCAGAGAUGUAACAACAGGACUCAGUGUGUGGUGGUUGCAGGGGUCGACGUCUUCCCAGAUCCCUGCCCUGGAACCUACAAGUAUUUGGAGAUCCAGUAUGAGUGUGUCCCUUACAAAGUGGACCAAAAAGUUUUCGUGUGUCCUGGCUCACUGCUCAGCAUCCAGCCGGCCUCCUCACUCCUGGAGGCGGAGCAUCAGUCAGGGGCCUGGUGUAAGGAUCCCCUGCAAGCCGGUGACAGGCUGUACGUCAUGCCGUGGACGCCGUACAGAACAGAGGUGCUGUAUGAGUACGCCUCUUGGGAUGACUACCGGCAAAACAGAGUCACCACCACCUACAAGUUGCCUAGCCGUGUGGAUGGUACAGGCUUUGUGGUGUAUGAUGGUGCUGUAUUUUAUAAUAAGGAGCGAACACGCAACCUGGUCAAGUAUGACCUGCGCACACGCAUCAAGAGCGGGGAAGCGGUGGUGGUCAAUGCCAACUACCAUGACACGUCGCCUUAUCAGUGGGGAGGGAAGUCCGAUAUCGAUUUGGCAGUGGAUGAAAAUGGUCUUUGGGUUAUCUACUCCACUGAGGCCAAUAAUGGACGCAUCGUAGUGAGCCAGGUGAACCCAUACACCCUGCGCUUCGAGGGCACAUGGGCCACAGGCUAUGACAAGCGUGGGGCGAGCAAUGCUUUCAUGGCCUGUGGGGUUCUCUAUGUCGUGCGCUCCGUCUUCCAGGACGAUGAGGGGCAGGCGGAUAGCCGGACCAGCAGCAACAUGGUGGUUUACGCCUACGACACCAGCCGUGGGCAGGAGCUGCCUGUUAAGAUACCCUUCCCCAACCCUUACCAGUACAUCUCCUCCAUAGAUUACAAUCCCAGAGACAACCAGUUGUACGUGUGGAAUAACUACUACAUGCUAAGAUACCCUCUGCAGUUCACCCCACCGCCACCUACUAAAGGUCCCCUCUCCUCAUUGAUGACAACCGUCCGCUCCUACACAGCUACCGUUGCUUUAACCCCAGUGCGACCAUCAGCCUCACACCCAAUUGGCGUGAUCAACAGGAGUCCCUUUGACCAGCGGCCAAUCACAGCCAUGGUUCCACUGACCCCCCGCCCUCCUCUGCGUGUCCCCUUGGCCCCUGGUGGGCCCGGCCAGGUGGGCGGGUGUGAGGGCAGGGUGGCCCGAGGCGUUCAGUGGCCCCCUACCCUAAAAGGAGAAACAGUGGAGCGGCCCUGCCCCAAAGGGUCUCUGGGUAUAGCCUCCUACCAGUGCACGUUGUCCCCUGUGGGUUGGAACUCCAGAGGGCCCGACCUUUCCAACUGCACCUCUCCCUGGGUCAGCCAAAUUGCACAGAAGAUUAAAAGCGGGGAGAAUGCGGCCAACAUCGCCGGAGAGUUGGUCAACUUGACCCGAGCGCGGAUCUACGCCGGUGAUGUCAGCAUGUCCGUCAAACUGAUCGAGCAGCUGCUGGACAUACUGGACUCUCAGCUGCAGGCCUUGAGACCAGCCAAUAAAGAGCCGGCAGCACGCAACUACAACAAGCUUCAGAAGAGAGAGCGCACAUGCAAAGCUUAUGUUCAGGCGGUCGUGCAGGCCGUUGAUAACCUUCUGGGUCCUGAAGCUCUGGUGUCCUGGUCCGACUUGAGCAGUGUGGACCAGUCCCGCUCUGCAUCGCUGCUGUUAGAUGCAGUGGAGAAAGGUGCAUUUCUGUUGGCUAACAAUCUCUACGAGGGUCGUUUCAGUGACAGAGCGCCAAAUAUCGAUCUGGAGGUUUAUGUUCUAAAUACAGAGGCGGAUAUACAGGACUUGACGUUCCCUCACUCGUAUGACAGCGACAGCAUCCUGCAGAUAUCAGCUCAGGCCCUACAACAGUACAGCAACAAUGGCCAAGUGAAGCUGGUUCUUGCCCUCUAUAAGAACUUGGGCUCGUUUCUGACCACCCAGAACUCAACCCUGCGGCUGGGACUGGGCCUGGGUCAGGGCUCAGACGCCAGGCAUAGGAACCUCGUGGUUAACUCUCACGUCAUCUCUGCCUCGGUGCACAGAGGAGCCAACAGAGUGUACCUCACCGAGCCAGUGAUUUUCACCCUCAGACACCUUCAGCUGGAAAAUCACUUUGGUCCCAACUGCUCUUUCUGGAACUCGUCAGGAGUGUCUGGGAGCGGCAGGUGGUCCACACAGGGCUGCCGCCUGUUACACACAAACAACACACACACUACUUGUGCCUGCAACCAUCUGUCCAGCUAUGCUGUCCUCAUGACAUACCAGCAACCUGCGUUUGGAGACGGUAUCGAAGAAAUUCUGGUCUACGUGGUUUCCUGGGUCGGGAUCUCUGUUGCACUGGUGUGUUUGGCUACCUGCCUUGUCACACUCUGCUGCCAGGGGGCGCCCUGGCAUUCGGACCACAGCACCAUCCACUGCAACCUGUGGGCCAACCUGCUGGUCACAGAACUUCUCUUUCUUAUCGGGGCCAACAAGAUUAAAUACAAUGUCGUGUGCUCCAUCACCGCUGGCCUGCUGCACUUCUCGCUGCUGUCCGUGUUUUGCUGGUUGUGUCUGGAGGGGGUGGAGCUGUACCUGCUGCAGCGGGAGGUGUUUGAGGGUCGUAACUCCAGGAGGAAGUACUUUUACCUCUGUGGCUACACCGUUCCUGGCCUGGUGGUGGCUGUGUCUUCAGCAAUUGACUUCAGAGGAUACGGCUCCAAAACUGCAUGUUGGCUGCGCACAGAUAAUUACUUCAUCUGGAGCUUCCUGGGACCCGUAGCUGUCAUCAUUACGCUGAACCUGGUUGUUUUAGUGAUGACCUUACAUAAGAUGCACAGCACUGCUGCGCUGAAGCCGGACUCCAAUCGCCACGACAACCUGAGGGCCUGGGCGGUGGGCUCUCUGACGCUGCUCUUCCUGCUGAGUGUCACCUGGUCCUCGGGAUUGAUGUUCCUGUCUGGUCCGUCUCUCCUCCUGGCUUACCUCUUCUCCUCCCUCAACACUGCCCAGGCCCUUCUUAUUACUAUCCUUCACUGCACCCUCGCCAGGAAGGGUCAGAAGGAUUAUGGCCGGUGUCUGCGUCUGUCGCGGUGUUGCGCAACUUCGUCAUCCAGCUCUCCAGACUCAGUGAAAGGUGCUGCCCUUCGCUCCAACAGCCGCUACACCAACAGCCAAGGUCGCAGAGCCACUGCUAACAGACAGAGCCGCAUCAGAAGGAUGUGGAAUGACACUGUUCGCAGGCAGACUGAGUCCUCGUUCAUUGCUGCAGAUGUUAACAACACUCCCACUCUCAACCGAGCUGCUUUGGGGAACCAUUUCCUGACUAACCAGGUGUUGCAGACUCAUGCUGCAGCUUCUCCGUAUGACACAAUGAUGACGCAGGGAUACAGUCAACCCUUCACCUCCACAGGAACCUUCAGAAACAAGCAGAAGGGUGGUGUGUUGCAAAGCCAGGAGUCCUGCGGGUUGGACAGUGUGUGUCUUAAUGGAGGCUACACGCCCAACACAUUCACCCUGCAUGGUCUAGGGACCACGCCUGGAUCUCGAGCUGGAGUAGUGGGUAGCACUGACCUCCUGAGGGAGGGAGGAGUUGGGAUAGGAGGGGACGACAUCUCUCCUGGCCUCCUAACACCACAUGGAGCCACAGAUGCAGGGAUGCGCCGCAAUCUGUCCGACGCAGCAGCGUUAGAGAAGAUGAUCAUCUCUGAGCUGGUGCAGAGCAACCUGAGGCCGUCCGUUCCCAUGCCCGUUCCUCCCGAGCGUUACGGGAGCUUGGCGCGACCGCACCACCACGACAGGCCGGCCCUCUCUCACGCCGCCACCUUAACUCGACACGUACAGCCGCCUCAAGAAGGCUGGGCUGCCAACAUACAGCCGAGUGUACGCCACACCGCUCAAGAGGGCUGGGGACACGCGAGGCAGCACACACAAGACACUGAGGUGCAUUCCACAACACGCGCGCAAGAUCACGCCACCACCACGCCACGCUUGCAAGAAGGCUGGUCGCACGCACGUGUUCCUGGAGAUGCUGAGUCGUGUGAGCUGGGGAAAGACGGGGAGCGAUCGCAGCUGCAGGGCACUCUGGGCCGCCGCGGGCACCAGGACAGGCAGCAGGCACGGCCCCCCGACAUCCAGGCCCGACCCUACUCCACCCUCAGCCGUACGCCGGGCACCCUGUCGCGCCACCGCAGCGCAGUGGAAGCAGGUGCGGGGACGGAGAGGGACAGGGAGAGAGACAGGGACCGUUACCGGGACAGGCCUCUCCCCCCGCCGCCCCCUCCUCCCCCGCAGGAGUCAGAGUCCCUCUACAAAGCUCUGGAAGAACCGCUGCUCAUGACGCAGAGGGACCCGAGCGUGGAGGCGUGGAGAGGCGGCCAGGAAAGAGAGAAGGACGAGACGUUUCUGCUCAAAAGAGACGCAAUGAAUGAAGAAUGGAGAGGGGGAGCUGAGAGGGGGAGAGACGAAACUUUUGCCUCACAGCAGCGAGACGGCGACAUGGAUGACUGGAGGGCCGGCGUGGAGAGAGGGAGGGAAGAGUCCCAAAUGCUGGAGAAGAGAGACGGACGGAUGGAGGUGUGGCAAGGAUCAGAGACGGAGCAGGAGGAAACGUUUAUAACUCAGAAGAAGGAUUUUGGAAUGGAUGGAUGGAGAGGUGGAGUAGAGAGAGAAAAGGAUGAAUCUUUGUUUCUGAAGGACAGAGAUGGCUGGAGGGCAGAGAUUGAACGAGAGAAUGAGAAGCAGAAGGAAAGAGUGCUGGAUGUGUGGAGAGGAGGGAUGGAUUUGGACAGGGAGGAAUCCUUCUUGUUUGAAAGUAAAGACGGAGGUCUAGAUGGGAAGAAAAGAGGAAAAGACAGAGGAUCUCUUCGGUAUCACGGCGAACGACAGGAUUCUGACAGUUUCACUCUGCCUUUGACUCCCGACCUUGACCUGGAUCCCGACUCCUCGCCCAUUUACGCCCGAGAUUCAAACCCCUCCCCGCUCUACCCCGGAGACCGACGCUCGCCGCCGCUCGGCAUCUUCCCCAGAAACUCCCCCCCGACAAAUAUCUUCGCCCCGAGAGAAAACAGCUCGCCUCCCAGCAACCUGUACUCCCGCCACUCCCCGCAGGUGUACAGCCGCAGCAGCUCCCCUCCUCGCUUCUACACCCGCAGCUCCCCGCCGACCCUCUCCUACCCGGACAGCAGCCCCGACGGCCCGGAGGACGUCAGCCCCACCGGGUGUCAGCCCCAGCGGGCCGGUCUGGAACUGCCCUACAGCCUGAGGCGACCCCCGCUGGUGCCCCGGCCCAAUCACCUGCAGACCUUCUACCAGCCGCCGCCGCUGGGAUCCAACGGAGACACGGGGUACUCGGCAGAGCCCACCUCCGAGGGAGAGGACGGACAGAUGCAGCGGGUGACCAGCCUGUGACUAGGGCGGUGGUGAUUGGGGCUAAGAUACCAGGGAGGAGAACGAAGAUGCAGAAACACAAGUCAAAUAAUGAUAAUCAAACAAAUGGCAACUCCGAUUAGGAUGGUUAAAAAAAAGGACAACGAUAAUGGACAACUACGCUAACAAUGAUGACUAGGGUUGCCACCCGUCCCGUAAAAUACGGAUUUGUCCUUUAUUUGAGAAAAAAAUGUUGCGUCCCGUAUUGAACUAAUACGGGACGCGAUUUGUACCGUAUUUUCAUUAACUUUUACACCAUAUUCUAGUUGAAUUAUUGAAAUAAAUUUACCUUUACACCAUAUUCUAGUUGAAUUAUUGAAAUAAAUUUACUUUUACACCAUAUUCUAGUUGAAUUAUUGAAAUAAAUUUACUUUUACACCAUAUUCUGGUUGAAUUAUUGAAAUAAAUUAACCUUUUACACCAUAUUCUAGUUGAAUUAUUGAAAUAAAUUAACCUUUACACCAUAU